Messenger RNA from Dichomitus squalens LYAD-421 SS1, 2137 nucleotides. RefSeq lists its product as uncharacterized. Lineage: Eukaryota; Fungi; Basidiomycota; Agaricomycetes; Polyporales; Polyporaceae. The coding region runs from base 128 to 1840 and encodes 570 amino acids. The record is from RefSeq and is a predicted model, not a curated record. The transcript is spliced from 3 exons.
GUCGAUGCUCGCUCCCUCGACGCCGACGUCCUCAGCAUCGACAGUGACCACAGCCAGCACCAUUGCUAAGCCUACUUGCUACACGCAGUGACGAACGCCACGACUAAUCACGACUUCACGACCACUCAUGAAUCAAUACCCUGACCACUGGCUCGAGUCUCCUCCCCCGCCUUCCCGUUUCCGCCGCCCAUGGUCGCCUGAUCCGUACGACCCAUUGCCGGCGUCCUCAAACCUGAAUAGACACGACGAGAACCCGUAUCAGUCCGUAGGGCAAUGGGCAGUUGAACGGCGUCGUGAACCGUCUGAUGUGUCUGUGGAGGCACUCGACCUCGCCGACUAUGCAAGAACACUUAACCGCAACAACGCCAAUCACCACUUCUCGCAACAACCACCAUACAAUCCGUACGAUCCUUAUCCUCCGUCCCCUCGAUCGAACCGGCCAUUAGCGAGGAAUGAUUCCCUCAGCCCACCAUCCCUUACCUCCGCUGCCUCCGCUUCCAGCUCCCAGUCUUACCGUUCACCCCUGCGACGGCCGUUCUCGUUGCCACCGCCUUCCUCGUACCCAGGACAUUCUCAUGGCAGUCAUCCAUCUCAGCGGACAAGACACGAGCCACAGAUAGCUAGCCCAAGCUCAGAGAUCGACAUCGCGCACUUCCCGUCCUUCACUCGGGGAUGGUACGCCCCCGACAAUGCCAGCCCCUUCUCUCCUCCUGGUUCCUCACAGGGCCACGGCCACGGCGGGGACGAUCGCACGAAGCGGAACCCAUUCGACCCAAGUUACACCCUCGACAGAGAUCCGUUCUCGGACCCGUACAAUCCAUCUCCCCCGCCCUCCUACCCUUACGGCUCCUCGUUUGGCCCGCACUCGCGUUCCUCACGAGACCACAACCUAGUACCAUGGAGCGCGGACCCUGAUGAGCGCGCCGUCGACCCCGAGAUCAAGGAGGAGCGCAUGCGCAUGUUAGAGCGGGAGUUUGGGAAGAACACAGCGAAGGAUGCUCCGCCAGAGCGGACAGUCGGGAGCGUUGAUCCGCAGGGGAGGCUGAUUACUGAAGGUCCGAAGAAGAGGCUAGCGGUGCGCUGUCUGCAGGUCUUUCUCGCGCUGACUGCUGCAAUAACCUCCAUCUACUCCGGCCUGAUCAUCAAACCUAACCCUGCCGCUCCGCCAGCAGGGAAGCUCCCGGCAUACGUCCUCUACAUCAUGUCUUUCCUGACAUUCAUCGGUUGCUCUUUCUUCUUCCUCAUCUACCCAUGUUGCUGUGGCGCCCGCAAACCGAAGGAUUCACCCUUCACUGGCGGUCCUGGCGGGAUGAUGGUACUCCCUGUCGGGGGCUUUCCCGGACAGAGGCCGAAGAAGAAGGGGAAGAAGGGCAAGGGGUCCCCAGAGAGCAACGUCCAAGUCAACUUGAUCGUCGACCCGACGAUGUUUGGACGCGACCCAGAACGCGCACAAGACGACGAGGAAGACGAGGAGGAGGACGGCUCUUCAGCGGUCCCUGGCUCGUACUCUGGCGCGUCGAGUGCAGCGCGGAGAAGGGGCCAGCCCAGGAGAAGAGGCAUCUUUGCGGGACUGGCGAUGGAGGAGCAGUGGAAGAGGGCGAGAAAGACACUCAAGUGGGGCGUUACCAUCGAUGCUCUUCUGAUGCUCGUGUGGGGGAUGGAGUUUGUGUUGAUUCUGCUGGGGAAGCGAUGUCCAGUGGGUGGCUAUCUCGGAUGGUGCGAUGCAUACAACAUCGGGACAGCUGCCGCGUGCUUGAUGUGUCUCCUUUUCGGCAUCAGCAUAUUCUUCGACGUGAAGGAUCUCCAUGCUAGUCGGGCAUCUCCCCGCACACGGACAUAGUCUUGGAUAUCGCUGAUCAUAUGGUUCGCUGUUGUUGGUCUGGUUGGACAGUCGUUGUCUCUUCACUCGCAUGGCAGGAGGAGACUGAUGUAUCAUUCUCUAUUGUGCUCUCGGUUGGUAGCUUGGCCGCAUUCCAUAUACUCCGCAACAUCCUGGACGCUCUUUACGACACGCUCAUGACACUGACUUAUUGCUAUCUGGUAGCUCAGAGUAUACUAAUUCCUGUGUACCAUCUCUUCUGAAUAUCGCAUAAAUGGUUCACAUUGGACAUAUGGCAUGACGUGCCUAGAGAAACUG